Molecule: messenger RNA, 3597 nt
Organism: Prorocentrum cordatum
Lineage: Eukaryota; Dinophyceae; Prorocentrales; Prorocentraceae
Source: the annotation of a GenBank genome assembly
GCACUGAGGACGCGCCUGAAGGAGUUGAGGAAGUUAGGGGUCGUGGACGCGGCUAUCUACGGCACCAAGAGGCAGCUGUGGGAGAGACUUGUCAAGUGCGAACACCAGUUGGACGAGAGGAUGAAGGUCAAGGAGGCGCUGGAAGAACGUCAACGACGACUUCGAGAAGGCGUGGACCCUGAGGUGCCGAGGACGCUGAAGAUCCCUGAGAGGCCAGAUGAGGAGACUGUGAGGCAACACGAGCUCACCCAUGCGAGGUUCGAGCCAUGGUGUCUGGAGUGUGUGUUUGGAAAGGGAGAUGCUGCACCUCAUCGUGGAGUCCAGUUUCUCACAGACAAGGAGCCAGAGGUACCCGUCGUGCAGAUAGACUACCAUUUCCUGAAGGACGAUGGCGAGGAGACGGAGGAUGCGGCCAACAGAUUCUCCACCACGCUGGCCGUCAUCGACUGCGACACAGGCGUCCCUCUGCAGCUCAGCCUCCCCGAGAAGGGAGGCAAUCAGGACUACACGGUGACGGCGAUCGCGAGCUUCCUCCGCAGACUCGGGGCCACGAAGCUCAGACUUAGAACUGACGGCGAGCCGAGCAUCGUCAGCAUCGCGAACGCAGUGGCGGCCAAGAGGCUCAAGAUAGACAAGUACAACGUCACGGUGGAGCAGACCCCCAGGUACUCAUCCCAGUCGCUUGGGGCAGUGGGGGCGCAACAGAAGAUCCUACAGGGCCAGACCAGGACGAUCAGGGCCGCCACCGAGAAGAUGCUGGGUAUCAAGAUCGGUCCGAGUCACGUGUUGUGGCCGUGGCUGGUCAGGCAUGUUGGUUUCAUCACGGAGAUGUUCCAUGUCAAGUCAAAUGGGAGGACACCUCAUCAAGAUGCUACAGGCACCAAGUAUCACGGAGUCAUUCUGAGGUUUGCAGAGGCCGCGAUGUUCAGACACCCCAUGUCGACGAGUGGCCACAUGACAGGAGGCAGGCGCAGCCGCAAGUCGAAGUCGAUGUGGGAGAAGGGUAUUUUCCUGGGCAAGACCUACGAGAGCGAUGAGUUCCUCAUGGGCACGAGCAGCGGGGUGCACCUGGUCAGGACGGUCCGCAGGCUCCCCGAGGAGAACCAGAGCGACCUCGAGCUCGUGGCCAAGAUGGUGGGAGUUCCCUGGGAUCGAGGCAUCGGCCAGAUCGGGAGACCGAAGGGCAAGAAGGUUGUUGUCGUCCCAGCGGUCCCGCCUGAGGAGAAGCAGGACGAGCCAGAGGUCGAGGACACCAAGCAGGACAAGAGGGUUACGGACGCCACGAUCGAAGGGGGGAUUGCUGACGACGGGCAGAGCUACAAGAGUGCAAAGAGUGGCAGCAUGGAAGACGUAGAGGUCUCCACGCCGAGGCAAGAAGGAGGUGGCAGCUCCUCGUCUCAGCAGGCUCAGCCCGCUGCUUCAACCGCCACUCCGAGAGCCAGAAAGCGGAGUGCUUCUGAAGCCGAGUCCCCUGAAGUCGAGAUGGGCACAGUUGGCGGCGUCGACGGUUUCGUGAUGGACGAGGCUGACACGGCACCCGCCAUGGACCCCGAGAUGGACAUUGACUGGCACGAGGGCGAGUACGACAUCGACCUCAUCAAGGCUGGCAAGUGCAAGGAGAUCAACACGAUGCAGGAGUUUGACGUGUUCGAAGCAGUAUCGCCUGACGAGAUAGAUUCUACGUGGACGUGGCUGUCCACCAAGUGGGUGUACCAAGAGAAGGGUGAUGAGAUCCGAUGCCGAUUCGUUGCCAGGGAGUUCAAGAGCAUGGACCCAGAGCGAGAGGGGUUGUUCACACCGGCAAGCGAGCCCACAACGGGGAGGCUCAUAGACUUCAAGGCGGUGAAGAUGAACCAACCCACGGUCAUCAUUGAUGCUGUCAAUGCCUACUUCCACGCGAUGCAGGACAGGCUAGUGGCGGUUGUGCCGCCCAAGGAGUGGAUGGAGGCAGAGGCUCUCAAGGGCAACACGACACGGACGAUGUGGAGGAUGAAGAAGAAGCUCUACGGCGAACGGGACGCGAGCAGGGGGUUCAGCGACUUCAUGACUGGUACCCUCGUGUCGGAGAUGGGGUUCGUCCAGUGCCCCGAUCAGCCGUGCUUCUAUCGCCGAGAGCGGGACUCCGUGGACCUGGAGCUCCACCAGGACGACAUCUACGCCACAGCGGGCGAUGUUGAGCUUCAGUCGUUCACGACGGAGUUGGCCAGCAAGGUCAAGAUCAAGGUGAGCAAGCUGCUGAAGGUUGGUGACAAGUACAAUCAUUUGAAAGGAGGGAGAGUGAGAGUACAUGAUGGCAUGGUUUUGACUGGCAAUAGGAAGUACGCUGACAAGAUCGUCGAGCUGUUGAACUUGGGAAGGGCCAAGAGCUCGCCCACUCCCAUCGUGGCGAAGCUGCUGGAGGACGAUCUCAAGGAGCCGUUGGACGCUGAUGACGCCACGCUCUACAGGCAGUGCGUGGGCAUCGCAAGGUACAUGAUCAACUACAUCACGGAAGCCACGUUCGCAGUGCACGUUUUGAGUAAGAGGAUGUCGAAGCCCACCGUCAAUGACAUGAAGAGGCUGAAGCACUUGGGCAGGUAUCUACUUGGAGUUCGUGACUACGGGCUGUUCUUCCCCAAAGAGGGUGAGGUGGAUAUCCUGGAGUGCUACACCGACUCGGACUGGGCUGGAGACACCGUCGACAGGAAGAGCGUAUCAUGUGGAGUGUUGAGCUGUGGGGGCUGCACGCUCCUAGAGUACUCGCGCGGCCAGUGCACGCAGGCGCUGAGCUCAGCCGAGGCGGAGUACUACGCGGCGGUGACGGUGGCAGCCGAGGCGAUUCACCUCCAGAGCGUGAUGAAGUUUCUAGACAUGGACGUGAAGAUCAGGGUCAGGAUGGAUUCGAGUGCAGGGAAGGCGAUCUGCCACCGCAUCGGGGUUGGCAGGAUACGCCACCUGGAGGUCCGCACCUUGUGGCUUCAGGCGAAGGUGCGGGACAAGAAGCUGGCGGUGGUCAAGCAGGCUGGGGAGACCAACCUGGCCGACAUCGGCACCAAGGCGCUGGCGAGCCAGAGGUUCCACUGGCUGCGGGGGCAGCUGGGGCGACGCCCGCUGGAGGGCGCAGACGAGAUCGAGGAGAGCACCGCGAUCCGAGUCAAUUUCGUGAGCGACACGACGUCCAAGAUGGCGAAGGUCGGAGCGGCCUUGAUAGCCCUCAUGGACAGCCUGGGCUCGGUGAAGGCAGACGGUGAGUGCGACGUCUACAGCUACGAGACGGACAAGAAGGAGAUCAUCCUGAAGGACACGCGCCUGGGCACGGGCGUGCACCUCGAGGGCAUGGUGCUCAUCGGGGUGGCGAUCCUCGUGGCAAUCCUGUUCUGCGUGGCAGGUUGCUGUGCAGGCUGGUGUGUGGGCUACUUCGUGAGGCCCACCGACGCGAGGGAGAGUGAGAUGAAGAUGGUCCAGGACGUGGCUCCAAAGAGAGCCGCUAAGGCCAAGAGGGAGAAGGUCGAGAGGAGAACGAUCUCGACUCAGAGCCAGGUGACAUAUUCCUGGCACAAGACCACACCGAGGUUCGUUCCGCUAGGAGAGUGGUCCCAGGGUGCCUGGGCAGAGUGA